This is a messenger RNA of Cottoperca gobio, 5305 nucleotides long. It is a transcript of the gene cdh11, whose product is annotated as cadherin 11, type 2, OB-cadherin (osteoblast). Bases 752 to 3196 code for a protein of 814 amino acids. The record is from RefSeq and is a predicted model, not a curated record. The transcript is spliced from 16 exons. Lineage: Eukaryota; Metazoa; Chordata; Actinopteri; Perciformes; Bovichtidae. Gene Ontology annotation, cellular component: adherens junction; plasma membrane; catenin complex. Gene Ontology annotation, molecular function: beta-catenin binding; cadherin binding; calcium ion binding. Gene Ontology annotation, biological process: calcium-dependent cell-cell adhesion; cell morphogenesis; cell-cell junction assembly.
GAGAGAGGACUGAUAAACGGAGCUGUCGGUACCGGAUUUGAUACCAGGAGAAGGGAGGGAAGCUACGGUGAUUUCCUUCUUUGCUCUCCCGACACCUAGCACCACCAUCACCACUCCUCUCCAUCACUUCAACCUCGGAACCUUACCAAGACGCACUACAGCUCUGUCUGUCAUCUUCUUCUCAUCUUUAAACCCUCUUGAUUGGUUUAAUAUUUUCCCUCUGCGCUCCAGCGGAUAAAAAAAAAAUAGGAGAAAGAACAUUUUGGGUUUGUUUGUUUUUUUGACCCCCUCUUCUCCAAGCGCACACAAACAGAACAACUGGGUUUUCAAUCAGUGGAUGUGUUGGACAUUUGAUAACAGAAGCAAUACUUGUUGAGAGAAGUGAUCGUAUGUAUUGGGGGAAUUUCCUUGGAGAGACGGGCUGCGCACGGAGUCUCACUUCUAAGGAUCUGUGUCGCCGUGCAGAGGAGGAAACCAUCAACGUGUCCGACACCAGUAAUGAGCUAAAGGCUCCGUGAUCAGAGGAGAGAACAAGAGGAGAAGAAAGGCAGUGAGGUGAACGCUGGUGAUGAGUAUCCACUCCAACAGGCCCCUUCUCAGCUAAUGAACUAGGAAGUUCAUCAACAACAUUUCGUUAGCAAAAACAGGAUAUCGCCUCAGUGGGAGCGGCGCUCCACUGAGAGGAACCAGAAAGUAGGGGGAGGCGUGAAGUGCACAGUUGCUCAAGUCGGGCACGGGUGCGAUCCUGACGAUGAAGCGGCAAGGCCUUGGACCGCUGAGGGCCUUCCUGGUGCUGGUGGGAAUCUCUGCCCUCUGUAGCGUUGCAUUAGGAACCCGGAAAGAAAAUGCUUCUCUAGAUCAGAGAGGCCACAGACACAGACAUCCAGGUCACUUGUCGCUGCAUAGACACAGACAGAGGGCGGGGAAGGAGGGGCAGGUACUGCACAGGUCCAAACGAGGAUGGGUCUGGAAUCAGUUCUUCGUCAUUGAGGAGUACACUGGGCCUGACCCGGUUCUGGUGGGCAGGCUCCACUCAGACGUAGACUCAGGCGUUGGCAACAUCAAGUACAUCCUGUCCGGCGAAGGUGCGGGAACAAUCUUUGUUAUUGAUGACAAGACGGGCAACAUCCACGCCACGAAAACCCUGGACCGCGAGGAGCAGGCCCAGUACACUUUAACGGCACAGGCUGUGAACAGAGACACUAACAAGCCCCUGGAGCCACCAUCAGAGUUCAUAGUGAAAGUUCAGGACAUCAACGACAACCCCCCUCUGUUUCUACAUGGGCCGUACUAUGCCAGGGUGCCUGAGAUGUCCAAUGUUGGUACGUCGGUGAUGCAGGUGACCGCUUCAGAUGCUGAUGACCCCACCUACGGUAACAGUGCCAGGCUGGUGUACAGCAUACUGCAAGGACAACCGUAUUUCUCUGUGGAGCCUCAGACAGGUAUAAUUCGCACAGCAUUGCCGAACAUGGAUCGCGAGGCCCGUCAGGAGUAUGAUGUCGUCAUCCAGGCCAAAGACAUGGGCGGGCACAUGGGUGGGCUGUCGGGGACCACCGAGGUCAAGAUCACCCUCACAGACGUCAACGACAACCCUCCAAAGUUCCCUCAGAGCGUGUACUCCAUGUCUGUAUCAGAGGACAAAGUGCCAGGAGAGGAGGUGGGCCGUCUCAAGGCCAAAGACCCUGACCUCGGGAGCAACGGGAUGGUGAACUACCGCUUGAUAGACGGAGACGGACUGAACAUGUUUGAGAUGAGCACUGACUCUGAGACCAGAGAGGCUGUUAUUAAACUGAAGAAGCCAGUGGACUUUGAGACUAAAAGGUCGUACACGUUGAAGGUGGAAGGAUCCAACCCUCAUCUCGACCCUCAAUACCUCGCAUGGGGGCCGUAUAAGGACGAAGCAACAAUAAAGAUAUCAGUGGAGGAUGCAGAUGAGCCUCCUGCGUUCGUAGCUCCCAGUUACACUUUUGAGGUAGAAGAGAACGCGCCUGAAGGCUCCCUGGUGGGACGAGUCCACGCCAAGGACACUGACGUUGCCAACAACCCCGUCAGGUACAUGAUCCCGCUGUACACAGAUAUCGAGCAGUUCUUCAGCAUAAACGCAGAAGACGGGAUGAUCACCACAACCAGACCGCUGGACAGAGAAGCUCAGGCCUGGCACAAUAUCUCUGUGUCGGCCACAGAGAUAGGAGGACACCACCAGGACACCAAAGUGCGUGUUAACAUCAAAGUGAAAGAUGUGAAUGACAACCCUCCAGAAUUUGCCACCAACAAUGAAGUCCUCAUGUGUGAAACUGUCUCGCCAGGGAAGGUUAUUGAAAUAGUAAGUGCAGUGGACAAAGACGUGAUGGCUCACAGACAACACUUCACAUUCAGCCUCGCUCCAGAAGUCAUCCACAACCAGAACUUCUCCGUCAAAGACAACAUGGACAGCACAGCCAGUAUCUACGUGCUCCGCAGAGAAUUCAGCCGCCUGGCGCAGGAUAUUUACUACCUUCCCAUCGAAAUAAACGACAACGGUUUCCCCUCUAUGAGCAGCACCAACACGCUGACCAUCAGAGUGUGUUCCUGCGACAGCAGAGACACCAUCCUCUCCUGUAACGUGGAGCCUUACGUCCUUCCUGCUGGUCUCAGCACCGGAGCGCUGAUAGCUAUCCUGGCCUGCAUUGUCAUUCUUCUGGCGAUAGUGGUGUUGUUUGUGGCACUGAGGCGUCAGAAGAAGGAGCCAUUGAUCGUGUUUGAGGAGGAGGACAUCAGGGAGAAUAUUAUCACUUACGAUGACGAGGGAGGUGGUGAGGAGGACACGGAGGCUUUCGACAUCGCUACACUGCAGAACCCAGACGGUGCCAACGGUUUCCUGCCAAGAAAGGACAUCAAACCAGAGCUUCAAUUUCCCCUCAGGCCCGGGGCUGGCCAUACUGCAGCGAACAGCGUUGAUGUUGAUGACUUCAUCAAAAGUCGAAUUGCAGAGGCUGACUGCGACCCGACCGCACCUCCUUACGACUCCAUUCAGAUCUACGGAUAUGAAGGCAGAGGAUCAUUGGCUGGGUCAUUGAGUUCCCUCGAGUCCGUCACAACAGAGUCCGACUUGGAUUAUGACUAUCUGCAGAGUUGGGGGCCGAGGUUUAAGAAGCUGGCAGAUUUGUACGGGACCAAAGACUGCUUCAUUAACGAUGAGGAUGAAGAUGACUCUUAACAGUGGUCUUACUCAGUGGACGCCCCGGAUUUCUGAUUUAUUGAUUCCAUGAGGAUUUGUUAACUGAGGGUUAACACUCCCCAGUACCCACUUGUUACCAACUACCACCUGAUCAGUUCAUGCCAAUGUGUCAACGGACGUUAACAGCUCUCCCUUCCACGGCGCCUCCAUGGUCCUCCAAGACGAUCUUUAAUGAACACGUAAUGAACGCUUGGACUCCGCUACCACAUUCCCACCCCAAAUGUCUCGUUUCCCCACCUACAGUAUGUCUCUUUCCCUUUCUCUUUCUACAGACUUGAGCUUCGCAGCGCUGGGAGAUUUGUUAUGUCACCGGUUUGUCAGUUUGAAAGUGAAAAUGUUGCUGUGUGAUCAAAAUGACUUGCUUAUAGCUAACUGUUUAGUUUCUUAGAGGUUCUGUAUACUUUUCUGGACUAGAUUGACGUACUUCCUGGAUGGUUCCUGAGCGGGGGUGUAUUUCCCUGAGUUGCUAAUACAAGAAAGAGUUAGUAUGGGUGGGAUCCAGCAACUGCCUGAUGUUAUGAAAGAGAAAUAAAAGGAAAUGAAUAUGUGUCGGUGGGGUCAAGCAGUUGAAACAAAAAUGCUUUUGUCGUUGUGUGUGCAGAAUUCAGCAGGUACUGUGGUUUAGAUAGCGUGACAGACUCGGGGUUGUUGAUACUUUGAAGACGCUGGCAGUAUCUUCACAGUAUGGUGGCCUUAUAAUAAAUAAACAACAACUCCAGGGGUAAACACAAGAGAGUAACAAUAGAGACCGCUGGCUUCAGUAGCUACGCACAGACACAUGAACUCACAAGGACGGUCUGUGAAAACGCUACACAAAUACCUUUUUUCUACUCAACAUGGAUUCAAUUGAAAAACUGUGGGCGAUUCUUCGUUUUCAUUCUUCACUGCAGAGAAGACGUGAAAAGAAAAGCUGCCCUCCUCCUCCACGCCCUCGUGUCCUCCAUCCCUCUCAUCAACUUCCGAUACCGAGUCCACCAAUGAAUGAUCACUUCCUCAUUCAGAGUCCACCAACGAUGAUCAAUCACGAUGAGUAAAAACCUGUGAGCUCUAAAAAUCGCCUUAAACUUAACGGACACUCUUGCAACGCAGUGCAUUCUUUCUUUUUCGUUCUCUCCUUUUUGUUUCUUUUUGUAACUUGAAAAGUAUAUUCAGAAAGCAAACUAUUCUCCACGUUAUCGGUGUGUACAGAGCAAUGUGCAGACAUGUGAUAUAUCACUUUGAGGAUCCUACUCGCUCCUCGCGCACUCUUAAAAUAGGAUGGGCCGUUUCUGCCAGCGCGGUAAAUGUAGACCGGGAAAAUGUGCAUUGUGUUUUUUCCCCCAACACCAGCUAUGUUGGCAGCAACACCUGUUGUAUCAACAAGUGUUGCUAUUUAAACAUAAAAUGUGCACACUGGAAAAUAACACAAGGUGUGUUUUCUGAGCCACAUAUACAGAGAGGCUGAAACCAGAACAUCCUUUUUAAAGCGUGUCGGUUCUUGUUCAAUCUCUUUUUUAAUGUUAUUAUAUUCUGAUUAUUAUUGUUGAUUUUGUAUUAUUAUUAUUAUUAUUAUUAUUAUUAUCAUCAUCAUUAUUAUGACAAUAAUUGUUCUUUCUUUGCAGCUACACAGGAACAAAUGUGUGUUUAACUCUUUGCAAAGGUUUCCUUAUGGAGCGACGACAAAGUGUUCGAUGUUGUCGUCCAGAAGAAACCUUCUGCUAAAAAGUUAAAUAUCAACUUUGGUUCAUUCCCGUGUGAAAACAAGGUCUCUCGUUUCUUUAGUUUCUUUCUUUUCUUCAUUAUUUGUCUUAGUUCUUUCUCCCUGUUCAAGAGGAAAGCUGUGUUUGUUGCAGUGAGAGAGCGCCUCGUUUUUAUUCUCUGUCAAGUUUUAUGGUACCGAUUUGUACAAUUUUAAAAGUUCUUAUUUUAGUAUACAUGCAGAAUAUUCCAGUAUUACAACAAAAAACAUGUUAAGAAGAUAAGAUUUAAAAAAAAUGUUACAGCAUCACACUUAUAUUUUCUGAACAUUGUAAUGUUGCUUUACUAUGUGCUUCAAUCUCCGAAGCGAAAAAAAAACUUUGAAAUAAAUGCUCUUUUUAUAAAAUGAUA